Perca flavescens (yellow perch) is the source of this 1017-nucleotide messenger RNA. RefSeq lists its product as uncharacterized. The coding region runs from base 80 to 736 and encodes 218 amino acids. Lineage: Eukaryota; Metazoa; Chordata; Actinopteri; Perciformes; Percidae. The transcript has 4 exons. The record is from RefSeq and is a predicted model, not a curated record.
UGAAAGCUUAGAAAAUGUCAGACUUGAACUGUUGAACGAUGUCAAACAAAGAAACAGUGCACUGUGUAUAAAACAGAAGAUGUCAAAAACAUUCUCCUACAGAAGAAAAGAGGUGGUGCAGGAAAAUCCAUCUGCCGGAGAGUUUAAAGCCAGGUGGCCUGCACUUUUUCAUAUUGAUGAGCGCAUAACAACAAUCCCACUUGAAACAACCUUCAUGGCGCAGUUGGACAGCCAUUUACCCCAGCUGACAUCGGUUUUCCAGAAGAAGGGAGGUGUUUCUGGCCAGAAACUAGCCCCACAUCUGGCGAUCUUGCAAGAGGCAACGAGUGAUGUCAAUCUUAAAAGGGCAGCAGUCCUAAAGGCACUUUGCAUCUACCUUGGCGAGGAUGUUGGACAUCUCAUUCAGGAGUAUAAGGACAUUGAAGGAGAUGACAUCCAGAGAGACCUGCAGAAAUCCACCAUGGGCAUAUAUGUCAUCAACAAGGAGGGUGGAGAAAUUGGAGCUCAUGAUGACAUUGGCAUUUAUGUUGAAGGAGUAAUCAUUCUGGACAACAUUGGAUCUGUAGCCCAAGCAUGUGCAAUGAUGCUGGGAGUCAUGUAUGUACUGAACAUGGCUUACCCCAAAGAGCUGAAAUACUCCUAUGAAUUCAUUCAGAAAGUGCUCUUGCAAAUGGAUGGUGAAAGGCUUUCCCCCAAAGUCCUUGGACUAAAGAACAAAAUCAUUGCUGGACUGUAGGAUUUCUUCAGCCGCUCUUGUGAACACUGCUAAGGCGUUACGGUGUUUCAAACUGAAAAACAGAGUGAAUGGUGGACUGUAAUAUUCACACAGCCACUGGUGUGAACAUUUAAAACUGUACAAUGGAUUUUGUGGAAUAUUCACCUGAAAUAAAAAUUGCAAUCCUGGAAAUAAGAGCACAAAAUUCAUCCAUCCACUACCGCCAUAUGAAUAUUAGAAGUUAAGCGCCUUGAGAGGAACAGUUGGUGGUGGCUGUGCCAUUAAACCAUUGCAUAAGAAGA